Vidua chalybeata is the source of this 907-nucleotide messenger RNA. It is a transcript of the gene HPGDS, whose product is annotated as hematopoietic prostaglandin D synthase. Gene Ontology annotation, biological process: glutathione metabolic process. The record is from RefSeq and is a predicted model, not a curated record. NCBI's taxonomy places the organism in Eukaryota, Metazoa, Chordata, Aves, Passeriformes, Viduidae. Gene Ontology annotation, molecular function: glutathione transferase activity. The transcript is spliced from 6 exons. Bases 117 to 716 code for a protein of 199 amino acids.
GCUUGCGUAUUAAUAGCCCGUGCCCGAGCGCGGCAGCCUUCGCGGGGUCGGCGCUCAGAGGGGCUCCCGUGCACCGAGGAAGGCACCGCGUACCGCCGCAGCGGACAGGGUCCAGCAUGCCACAGUACAAGCUCACCUACUUCAACCUGCGGGGACGAGCAGAGAUCAGCCGCUACCUCUUUGCCUAUUCGGGCAAGAAGUACGAAGACCACAGGAUAGAAGCAGCAGACUGGCCCAAAAUCAAGCCAACUAUCCCAUUUGGCAAACUCCCUAUUCUGGAAGUAGAUGGAGUUAUCAUUCACCAGAGCCUGGCAAUAGCAAGAUACCUUGCCAGAGAAGCAGGUCUGGCAGGCCAGACACCUGUGGAACAGGCUUUAGCUGAUGCCAUUGUGGACACCAUCGAUGAUUUCAUGACGCUGUUCCCUUGGGCAGAGAAAAACCAGGAUGUGAGAAAAAAAGCAUUUGAUGAUAUCCUCACCAACAAAGCACCUGAGCUACUGAAAGAUUUGGAUACUUUCUUAGGGGAUAAGAAGUGGCUGGUAGGGAAUUCUGUAACAUGGGCUGAUUUCUAUUGGGAUGUGUGCAGUACAACACUUCUGUCCUGUAAGCCUGACCUGGCAGACAAAUACCCCAGGCUUUUGGCUCUCAGGGAGAGAGUGCAAGCACUGCCGGCUAUUGCAGCCUGGAUCCAGAAAAGGCCGAAGAGUGUAAUGUAGAUCAGCUGUUCAGAGAAACAAAUGCUCGUUUAGUUUUCAAUUUGACAAUCAUCCUAAGUUAUUAACUUCCGAAUCAUUUAAAUUAACUUCAAAUGACUAUGCUGUAUCAAGUCAAAAUCAACCACUUGUAUCCACUUGUAAGAGAAUCUAAAAUACCAAUUUAGUAGAGUAAUAAAUAUUGAUUCACAGAA